AUGGCCGCUGCCGUGAGCUUUUCCUGCCAAACAAGAGCACACUUCUUCAUGCUCCUUUGCUACUCCUCCAUAUGGUCUCCGCACCUGCCUCGUGCUACCUCCAUUUCUUUCACCUCCAACUUCUCCCAUCCCGACUACGACGGCCGGGACCUCAUCUUCCAGGGCGACGCCUACUACGACUCCCGGUCUCGGACUAUCCAGCUGACCCCGAGCAUCGGGAACAGCGUAGGCCGGGCGUUCCUCAUGGCGCCCGUGCCGCUGUGGGAUGCCGUCACCGGCGAGCUCGCCCACUUCACCACCUCCUUCACCUUCCAAAUCAAGGUGAACAAUGCAAAUGCCGGCGACGGCUUGGCAUUUUUCCUCGGGCAUUACCCUCCGGCCGACAUUCCCAAGUUCGAGCGUGAGAUGGGCGGCGGGAACCUCGGCCUCUUCAGCAAGAGCGUCGGCACGGUCGCGACCGGCGACGAACGAGCAGUGGCCGUUGAGUUUGACACACACUUGAAUGAUGGCUUCGACCCCAGCGGCAGCCACAUGGGCAUUGAUGUCAACUCCAUCGUCUCACGGGCCUACACCAACGCCACCGUGCCUGGCAGGAACCUAACGUCCGGCCUCACAAUGACUUGCAACAUCACCUACGGUAACGACACAAAAAUCUUGACAGCUCUUCUUCAGAUCGGCGACACGACGUACCGCGUCGACACGACUGUUGACUUCAGGCAGUUCUUGCCUAAUCUAGUGGCCAUCGGCUUCUCCGGUGCCACUGGCGUGGCGCUCGAACAACACCAAAUAGUUUCCUGGUCAUUUGACUCCACCUUGGACCCGCCACGGGAGAGCCCCGGGAGUCGCCCUCCUGCACCGAAGACCCUGUUGCUAGUAGAGAUAAUAACUGGACCAGUUAUUGGAGUCAUUGCAAUUGUGUGCAUCUUUGUUGGCAUCCGUCGAUGGCAGCUAUUCACGAGAAAGAGGCGUUACAGAGCUCUUGCCAGGGGCCUUGGGCCUAUUGGUUAUCGUAGGUUGGCACGUGCAACCAACGAAUUCGCAGAGGAAAACAAGCUUGGGCAAGGAGAUUCUGCCUCUGUUUACGAGGGCCAACUGGCAAGUCCAAGUAGACCGGUGGCGAUAAAGAUAUUCAAGCAAACAUCAUCACGCGAGGGGAGGAAGGCGUUCGAGGACGAGCUCAAGAUUGCGAGUCGGCUCAGGCACCGGAACCUUGUCGAAUUGAUAGGCUGGUGCUGCGAUGGCCAGAGGAGCCUGGUUGAGUUUAUAUGUUGGUGGCGGGAUGACAGGUACACACGUCUCUUCCUUGUGUAUGAGCUUGUGCCACAAGGUAGCCUCGAUCAACACCUACACGAGGGCAAGAGUUGGUUACCAUGGCCCAAGAGGUACGAGAUCAUCCUCGACCUAGGCUCUGCACUGCAAUACCUCCAUGUAGAUUGCGAGCAACACCAACAGUGUAUUGUACACGGUGAUAUCAAGUCCAGCAACGUGUUGCUUGGGUCUUCAAAUGGUGCCAAGUUAGGUGACUUUGGAUUGACAAGAUUUGUUCACCAAGAAACUGGGUCAAAGACCACAGACCUUUUGCAGGGCACUUGGGGAUAUAUAGACCCUGUGUUCCUCAACACGAGCCAGCGGAACAGGCAGUCAGACAUCUACAGUUUUGGCAUUGUCCUACUAGAGAUGGUCUCUGGAAGGGACCCAACGGCGAGUCUCGAUGGUAUGCCUCCGUUAUCGUCAUGGGUAAGGAGUUUGUACCAAGACGAUGCAAUCCUCGAGGCUGCAAAUGACAGGUUGAUAGGCGGCGAGUCCAGUACUGGACAACAACAAAUGGAGCGUGUGCUACUUGUCGGGCUCUUGUGUGUGCAUCAGGACCCGAUGAGCCGGCCGUCCAUCACGCAGGCCAUGGAUUCCCUGCGACCAGAGGAGCUAAAACUGGACAUCACUCCCCUGGCACCGGUGACACUCCCCCCACCAUAA
This is a messenger RNA of Triticum aestivum (bread wheat), 1974 nucleotides long. RefSeq names its product L-type lectin-domain containing receptor kinase IX.1-like. Gene Ontology annotation, biological process: protein phosphorylation. Lineage: Eukaryota; Viridiplantae; Streptophyta; Magnoliopsida; Poales; Poaceae. The record is from RefSeq and is a predicted model, not a curated record. The transcript has 2 exons. The coding region runs from base 1 to 1974 and encodes 657 amino acids. Gene Ontology annotation, molecular function: ATP binding; protein kinase activity; carbohydrate binding.